AUGGCCGGGGGGAGGAGCGGCCACGGGGAAAAUGCUCUGGCUGCGGCAGGUCGCCACGUGGCGGGAGUGGGGAAGCACGUGGAAGGCGCGUGCCGAGCCAUGUGGGUGGAAGGCUCCAAUCACGGGCAGAAGCGCGAGUACCAACUUGUGGGGGGCGGCGGCGAUUUGAUUGAGGGGCACAUCGUACCAGACACGCGCUCCAUCCCCGAUCGCCUCAUAGCCGCCUUCAAGGACAAGUUCUUCCCCAUGGGUUAUCCUGACAGCGUGGCAGAGGGCUACAUGCUGUUCUCGCAGUACAGGGGUAUUCAGCACAUUGCUGUGGCUGCUCUCAACGUGCUCUCCACUCAGUCGCUGCUCUUCGCGGCAGGCCUGCGCCCCACGCCAGUACAGGCGACCAUAGUGAGCUGGGUGGUGAAGGACGGCAUGCAGCAUGCCAGCAAGAUCGCAGCCAGUCGUCUCGGGCGCAGCAUGGACGCCGAUCCCAAGCGCUGGCGCGUGGCCGCUGACGUCGUAUGCGAUGUGGGGGCGUUUCUGGAGUGCCUCUCCCCGCUCAUGCCCCACCGCUUUUUGUUGCUCGCCGGGCUUGCCAACGCGGGGAAGGGCCUAUCACUGGUGAUAGCUCGUGCCACGCGUCUGCCGCUGUACGAUGCAUUUGCAAAGGAGGGCAACAUCAGCGAUCUGUAUGCCAAGGGCGAGGCCAUCAGCGUCCUCUCCUCCCUCGCUGGCCUGGCCCUCGGCCUCAAACUCGCCUCCUCUGUCUGCCAGACAGCACAAGCUAAGCUGGCAGCAGUGCCGGUGCUGGCGGCGGUGCAUCUGUGGUCGGUGACAGAGGAGAUGAGGGCCGUGCCAAUCAACACUCUCAACGCUCAGCGCACCAACGUUCUCAUCAACCACUUCCUCUCCAGUGGCGAGCUACUGAGUCCAGUGGACAUGCGGUGGAGGGAGAACAUUGUGAAGCCCGACCCGCCGCUCACACUGCCUGCUGCCCACCGCCUCGCCCUCCAGCCUGCACCACAUCUGAAAAAACUCUUCUCCAAUGAGAAGUUUCUUCUCAGCUGCCCGGAACGGGACGCAGCGGGUGGUGUCCCUCGGAAGAUGCAUCUGAUCCUCCACAAGACAGCGGACGGCCAGGAUGCAAUCAGAGCUUGGCUGCUAGCGUCCUGCAUCAGCCAGGCAAUCAGCAGAAAGGCACAGGUAGCUGGAAAGAGCAGCACAGGGGGUGCUGGAUGGGGUGACUGGGAGGGGAGUGUGCGGGAGGCAUAUGGAGAGAUGGAGCAGCUGCUGCCACACAUGCUCAGGGGGUUGAAAGACAAGGGAUGGCACACUCAUUCGUUCCUGCAGGGCUCCACAGCUAGGAGGGCAGUGUGGUGA
Messenger RNA from Closterium sp. NIES-65, 1371 nucleotides. NCBI's taxonomy places the organism in Eukaryota, Viridiplantae, Streptophyta, Zygnematophyceae, Desmidiales, Closteriaceae. The record is from the annotation of a GenBank genome assembly.